Messenger RNA from Trichoderma asperellum CBS 433.97, 626 nucleotides. Lineage: Eukaryota; Fungi; Ascomycota; Sordariomycetes; Hypocreales; Hypocreaceae. The record is from RefSeq and is a predicted model, not a curated record.
CCAGCGCUGAAGCCCUGUAGGGGAAGAAACGUGGGGGCCUCGGGCGGCGGAAUGCCAAGGCGCAACCUCCUAUCAGCGCUGCGUGGGCCCCUGUUGGCUGGCAGCCCAGUGAUGUUUGAUUCUCAUGCGUCAUAUCGUCACUUUCAGCGCAGCAUCCCGUGCAGGAGCCACAGUGGGGUGGGCGGUGAACGAAUAGCACAACAAACAACCCACAGCUGCGUAACUGGUUUGGCAGCAGCAACGUCGGGUUGGUGCAGCUCGUCGUCCUUUUCUGCCUCUCCCCCCUCUGUCGAUCGCAUCGACCAAGUUCUCUACACUCGUUUCCAGCACCCCGUUAUUGUAUCAUCGUUACAAUCAUUGCUACCUGCGCAAAACAGUAUUGAAUACUAUCCGAUACCAAUUCCAGCCCAGCCGAGGCCCUUGCCACCAGGUACCGGUACGUACUGUGUCGCCCCAGCUCGCCCAAUUUCUGCCCCGCAGGGUCCAUUCAUCCUGUCAUUCAAUGGUGGCGGUCAUGGUAAUGAAGUAAAGGUGGUGGUGACGGAUAUGGGAGCUCGCCCACGCUCGUGACCCCCCUGAUGCGAGGCCGUGUAUCCUGUACUUUGCGUCCCUUGUUGCUGACUCUC